AGUCUUGCAGAAGAGUUAAUGGAACACAGUAACAAUGUAACAGAAUUUGUCCUUCUGGGACUCAUUCAGGAUCCUGAGGGCCAAAAAGUGUUAUUUGUCAUGUUUUUGCUCAUCUACAUUGUGACAAUGGUAGGCAACCUGCUCAUUGUCAUGACUGUUAUUUUCAGCCCCUCUCUGGGCUCCCCCAUGUACUUCUUCCUUGCCUAUCUGUCAGUCAUGGAUGCUGUUUAUUCCACUGCUGUUUCUCCCAAAAUGAUUGUAGACUUACUCUGUGAUAAAAAGACUAUUUCUUUCCCAGCUUGCAUGGGCCAGCUCUUUAUAGAACACUUAUUUGGUGGUGCUGAGGUCUUUCUUCUGGUGGCAAUGGCCUAUGAUCGCUAUGUGGCCAUCUGUAAGCCACUGCACUACUUGACCAUCAUGAAUCGACAGGUUUGCAUUCUGUUGCUGGUGGUGGCCUGGGUUGGAGGUUUUUUGCACUCUGUGGUUCAACUUCUCUUUGUGUAUAGCCUCCCCUUCUGUGGCCCCAAUGUCAUUGAUAACUUCGUCUGUGAUGUGUACCCUUUAUUGGAACUUGCUUGCACUGACACCUAUUUUAUGGGUCUCACCGUGGUUGCCAAUGGUGGAGCCAUCUGUACGGUAAUUUUUAUCCUUCUACUGAUCUCCUAUGGAGUCAUCCUCAGCUCCCUGAAGACUCACAGUCAGGAAGGGAGGCGCAAAGCCCUGUCCACCUGCAGCUCCCACAUCACAGUGGUUGUCCUCUUUUUUGUCCCCUGUAUUUUCAUGUAUGUUAGACCUGUUUCCAACUUUCCCAUUGACAAAUCAAUGACUGCAGUUUUUACGGUUAUCACUCCGCUGUUGAAUCCUCUGAUAUACACCUUGAGAAAUUCUGAGAUGAAAAAUGCUAUGGAAAAAAUGUGGAGCAGAAAGUUAACCACAGGUAGAAGAAGGCUGUGCAUCCACACUGAUAAUACCACUUCUAAAGCUAAAGUAGCAAAUAGGCAAUAAAUUAUCACAAUGAACGAUUUAGUCAAUUCAAUGGAUUCUCUAGGAAUACUUCCCUUUAUUGAUGCAAAGUCAUCCAAAAUGUGGAGUACAUUAUUCUUU
Messenger RNA from Trichechus manatus latirostris (Florida manatee), 1104 nucleotides. Its product is annotated as olfactory receptor 4A5-like. The coding region runs from base 19 to 1005 and encodes 328 amino acids. Gene Ontology annotation, molecular function: G protein-coupled receptor activity; olfactory receptor activity. The record is from RefSeq and is a predicted model, not a curated record. The transcript has a single exon. Gene Ontology annotation, biological process: G protein-coupled receptor signaling pathway. Gene Ontology annotation, cellular component: plasma membrane. Lineage: Eukaryota; Metazoa; Chordata; Mammalia; Sirenia; Trichechidae.